ACCAAGACAAAUAAACUUGCACCAUUAAGAAACAUCACUAAAUUAUAUAUCAAACAUAUACACAUCACUCUAGUUCAAAAUCACCAACCUUUUUUUUUAGUUCAACAACCAUGUCUAGCUCUAAAAAUGGUGUUCAUAUCCUAAUUUUUCCAUUUCCAGCACUAGGUCACAUGUUACCACUUCUUGAUUUUACUCAUCAACUUCUUCUUCAUGGCUUUAAAAUCACCAUUUUAGUCACACCAAGAAAUGUACAUAUUCUUGAUCCUCUUCGCGCCAACUACCCGUCUAUUAAUACACUCAUUUUUCCAUUUCCCGGCCAUCCAUCGCUUCCCACUGGUGUUGAAAACCUUAAGGAUAUUGGAAACUCCGGCAAUGCGCCAAUUAUUGAUGGGCUUAGUAAACUUCAUGGCCCAAUCUUGGAAUGGUUUAAGGCCCAAGUAGAUCCUCCAAAGGCUAUUGUUUAUGAUUUUGUCUUGGGUUGGGCCCAAGAUUUGGCCCAAGAAGUUGGUGUACCUGGAAUUGUUUUUUACACUUCUGGGGCUUUGGUGGUUUCUAUUAUUUUUGAAAUUUGGAGGAAUUUUGAGGGGUAUAGAGAUUUGGGCCUUGUUGAGUUUAAUGGGCUUCCUAAAAGCCCAAGAUUUAUGAGGGAACACCUUCCUUCUGUGUUUAAGAAUUUUAAAGAGGGUGAUCCUGCUUGGGAGAUUGUUAAGAAUGGGAUUAUUGCAAAUGGUAGGAGUUUUGGGUCAGUUUUGAAUACUUUUGAGGCUUUGGAGAGUGAGUUUUUGGGCUUUUUAAAGAAGCAAAUCGGCCAUGACCGCGUGUAUUCGAUUGGGCCAAUUAAUUUGAUUGGUGGACCUGGUAGAAUUGGGAAGUCCAACACGGAUGAUGAUGGAAAUGACAGAGUUUUCACUUGGCUUGAUGAAUGUCUUGAUGCGUCUGUUCUUUAUGUGGCUUUUGGAAGUCAAAAGAUACUAACAAAAGCCCAAAUGGAGGCCUUAGCUAUUGGGCUUGAGAAAAGUGGAGUGAGGUUCAUUUUAGUAGUUAAAAAGUUGACCGCCCAACAAGAGGAACAAGGUUUUGGAUCAGUAUCCGAAGGGUUUGAGAAGAGAGUCUCAGGACGAGGCCUAGUAAUAAAGGGUUGGGCCCCACAAGUGGAGAUUUUGGGCCAUCGAGCUGUUGGCGGAUUUUUGAGUCAUUGUGGAUGGAAUUCGGUACUGGAAGCUAUUGUGGCAGGAGUACUAAUUUUGGGCUGGCCCAUGGAGGCCGACCAAUUCAUUAAUGCAUGGUGGUUGGUUGAGAAUAUGAAGACAUCGGUCCAAGUUUGUGAGGGCCCAAACUCAGUGCCCGACCCGAUAGUAUUGGGUCAGAGAAUUAGUGAGUCAAUGAAUAAUGAUUUGGUUAAGGAAGGGGCUAAAAAAUUGAAAGAUAAAGCACUUGAAGCUGUUAAAAUUGAAGGGAGCUCUAAAAGGGAUUUAGAUUUCAUUGUGAGAGAGCUGGCCCAACUAAAAAGCUAAAAUUCAUGCAAAUGGGCCAUACAAAUUUAUGUUGGGCCAAAUGAUGAGUUUGGUUGGACCUAAGAUGGACACUUGAUAUGCGUUCUUCAACUUCAAUAUAAAUGUAUUGUAUGUUGAUGAUGUGAGGAAGGAAAAUGAGACAAGUUGACCUUGUCCAUCUUAUGUGUUAGUAUUAAUUAUCAAGAUGUCUCAUUAGUCAUUACAAAUAAAUGUCAUUUCUUUUAUCA
Molecule: messenger RNA, 1741 nt
Organism: Capsicum annuum
Lineage: Eukaryota; Viridiplantae; Streptophyta; Magnoliopsida; Solanales; Solanaceae
Product: UDP-glycosyltransferase 89A2
Exons: 1
Coding region: 111-1514 (467 amino acids)
Molecular function (GO): UDP-glycosyltransferase activity
Source: RefSeq, a predicted model, not a curated record